AUGAGGCCCGGCGCCCCAGCAACCCCUGCCUCCCUCCCCAGCACCAACCCGCCGGAUCCAGAGAACCGCAUCAUGUCGCGCCUGAGCGAGCUGACUGCCCUGAUUCAGCGCGAGACGGCCAAGAUCGAGCGCUUCCUGCACGCCAAUGGCCUGCCCGCCCUGUCCUUCGACCCGCAUGCGCCGCUCGACUUCCCCGUGCCUGCCAGCAACACCGAGAUCCAGCACGCCCGCCGCGCCGUCAUCAAUGCGACGCAGCAGCUGCAUGACUUGAUGGUUGGCCCGAGCGAGAGCGUGCGCUGGCUUGCCUGGAGCUACAACGACAACCUCAGCCUCCAGGCCGUAUACAACUUCCGCAUCCCCCACGCCGUGCCGCUGGACCGCGACAUCUCCUUCGACGACCUCGCCGCCCAGGUCAACGUCGACGUCGUCAACCUCAAGCGCAUCGUGCGCCAUGCCAUCACCAACCGCGUCUUCUGCGAGCCGCGCGACGGCUUCGUCGCCCACACUGCCGCCUCCAUGGCCCUGCUUGACCCGACACUGAGCGAUUGGGUCGGCCUGUGCAGCUCCGACUUCUUCCCUGCAGCCGCGCGCACGGUCGACGCCAUGCAGAAGUGGCCUGGCUCGCAGGAGCCCACGCAGUGUGGCUUUUCCGUCGCCUGGGACAUCGACGUGCCCAUGUUCGUCGAGAUUGGUCGCAACCCUGCACGCGCAAAACGUUUCGGCCGCGCCAUGCACUCGCUCACCGGCGGCGAGGGCUACGAGGUUGACUAUCUCGUCAAUGGAUACCCCUGGGGCGCGCUUGGGACAGCGACCGUCGUCGACGUUGGCGGGUCGCAUGGUUUCGUGCCUGUCGCGCUUGCCAAGCGCUUUCCGGAUCUCCGUUUCGUCGUGCAGGAUCUUCCCAAAACGGUUGCCGACGGUCCUGCGCACAUCCCGCCCGAGCUGGCCGACCGUAUCGAGUUUCAGGCCCACGAUUUCUUCACCGAACAGCCCGUAGCUGGCGCCGAUGUUUACUUUUUCCGCUGGAUCUUCCACAAUUGGUCAGACAAAUACUGCGAGAAGAUGCUCAAGUGCCUGAUCCCUGCCCUAAAGCCGGGAGCGCGCAUCCUCGUCAACGAAAACAUUCUGCCGAAACCUGGGACCGAAAAUCCGUGGGACGAGAAGAUAAUCAGAUCCAUGGACAUGACUAUGCUGCAGCUCCUUAACGCCCGUGAGCGUGCCGAGGACGAUUAUGCCGAGCUUUUCCACAGGACCGAUCCGCGCUUCAAGUUCCUGGGCAUCAAGCGUCCCGAAGGCAGCCGCACCUGCACUAUCGAGGCCAUCUGGCUUCCCGACACGGACAAAUCUCAGUCUGCUCUUGCCAGCGAGGCAAAUGGCGCGCCCGUUGCUGCGCCAAAUGGAAGUGCGGCCCCUCUGAACGGUGCAGCUGAUGUUCACGGCGAGAAAAGGGACUAUGAUGCAUUCGCCUCGCCCGCGCCAACCGUCAAUAGCAAGCAGGAACACUCUGCAGCUGCUGCUCAAACCACCAAUUAA
This is a messenger RNA of Diplodia corticola, 1533 nucleotides long. Its product is annotated as o-methyltransferase. The transcript is spliced from 4 exons. Gene Ontology annotation, molecular function: O-methyltransferase activity. The record is from RefSeq and is a predicted model, not a curated record. The coding region runs from base 1 to 1533 and encodes 510 amino acids. Lineage: Eukaryota; Fungi; Ascomycota; Dothideomycetes; Botryosphaeriales; Botryosphaeriaceae.